GAGGAGAACGCACACAAUUCACAGGUGAUACAACGGCAGGAACAGUAGGAGCGGGUGGCUGAGACGCCGUCGAUAGCGUCGAUAGCGUCUUCCUUCACCUUGCAGAAGCUAUGAGCUAUAACCACUUACGUACUAGCGUACCCCGCAUCACGUUGAGCACCAAUGCGGGCAUCCAUACCGUCUUCAAUGCCUCUCACUACCCGAUUAGGAAAUGGAAAGUCGACCCCUCUCCACAUGUGGAUGCUGACUGGAAGUGGCUGCUCUUACGAUUUGGUCCCGAAUAGGAAUUCAUCGCUGAAGAGUGAAGGAAAGGGCGUUCAAAUGCUGCCUCGGGAUCAGUUCCUCGAUUGACUUUGACGGUUUGACAGAAAAGCAGGUGAUUACCAAGAAUAGUAACCCUAAGACUUUAAAUUGAGACAAUUGAGUCCUCGCAAAAUUCUCUCGUUUCAACUUUGCUGACGGCUUUGCUCUCUCUCUCUCUCCAGUUUCCCGUAGCCUGGUUUUUCCCUCUCGUUGCACUCUUCAAUUACGAAAUACGACCUCGUCGCGUGCUCCAUUGCCGUGCCAAGUUACCAAUAUAAGCCACUCCUGAAUUUCUGUCUUUCCCGUCCCGUCUCAUUAGCUCAUCAACUCCGUACCGCGAGACAUCCGACGCCAUGGCAGCCCCGGCAAACAAGACAAUCGGAGAUCUGAACGGGAAGUGGAUUCUGAACAAAAACCUCUCAGACAGCGUAGAGCCAGCCUUAGCGCUCCAAGGCGUCGGGUGGCUGAUCCGGAAGACGAUCAACAACACGACGGUAACGCUGCACGUAAAGCAGUACCAAGGCCCGCCCACGCCCCCCGCCGUCGCAGCCGACGACACACCGACGGUGACGCGCGUGGACAUCGACCAGAUCGCCACGGCGGGCGUCAAGGGCACGACGGAGAACCGGUGCCUAGACUUCGUCUUCCGCGAGCACAGCGACUGGCUCUUCGGCCGCGUGCAAGGGCGCUCGCGAUGGAUCAGCGCCGCCGAGCUCAAGACGCUGGUAAGUGCUGGCGGAGAAGCGAUUGAGAAGAAGUGGGUGCAAGACGACUUUGUCACGAAGGAUUGGUUGGAGGGGGACGCGGAGAAGGGAGGACCUGAGGGCGAGACGCAUAUGUUGAAUCAUGUGGAGAGUCUGGAUAAUGGGUGGACGGCGCUCCAGGUUUGGGGGUUCCAGGAUGUGGGUGGGGAGAGGAGAUAUGCGAGGAAUAUUGUGGUUGCGAAGGGGGAUACGUAUGUUGCGUUUAGGAUGAUUUAUGACUGGGUUGCUGAUAGCGAGUAAGCGGGCUAGCGAGCGAGGUCCGGUUGUUCGAUUCUAUGAGGGUUUUACAUGAUAGAUGGCGUGGCAAUGAAUGGGUUGGUAUUUAAGGCUGGGUAGAAUAGAGGGUGCAUGAAUCACGGCUGGUUUCUUGUCUGAAAAGAAACGUCAAGUGCAAUACAAAAAAAUCCGCGUUGAA
Annulohypoxylon maeteangense is the source of this 1482-nucleotide messenger RNA. RefSeq lists its product as uncharacterized. Bases 657 to 1307 code for a protein of 216 amino acids. The transcript is spliced from 2 exons. The record is from RefSeq and is a predicted model, not a curated record. NCBI's taxonomy places the organism in Eukaryota, Fungi, Ascomycota, Sordariomycetes, Xylariales, Hypoxylaceae.